UGGACAUUCAUGUCAUCUUUUUAAUGAUAGAUAUAUGUUUGUCACUUAUGGUUUUACUUUUGAAAGGUCUGGUGCAGUAUUCAGAAAUGAACUUUAUAUUCUUGACACAAGCAAUUAUAACUGGAUUACAAGAUUUGAACAAAGUUCAUAUAAUGAAACACCAUCUUCAAAUAAUUUAUUGCUGAUAGGAUUUUUGAUAGUUACAUCAAUAUUAGCAACAGCUCUAGCAGCAAUAUUGACAGCAAU
Messenger RNA from Racocetra persica, 246 nucleotides. NCBI's taxonomy places the organism in Eukaryota, Fungi, Glomeromycota, Glomeromycetes, Diversisporales, Gigasporaceae. The record is from the annotation of a GenBank genome assembly.